Fomitiporia mediterranea MF3/22 is the source of this 1053-nucleotide messenger RNA. RefSeq lists its product as uncharacterized. The transcript is spliced from 5 exons. The coding region runs from base 113 to 925 and encodes 270 amino acids. Gene Ontology annotation, molecular function: histone binding; chromatin binding. Gene Ontology annotation, biological process: nucleosome assembly. Gene Ontology annotation, cellular component: nucleus; chromatin. The record is from RefSeq and is a predicted model, not a curated record. NCBI's taxonomy places the organism in Eukaryota, Fungi, Basidiomycota, Agaricomycetes, Hymenochaetales, Hymenochaetaceae.
GCAGUUCUCCUUAUUCCUUUUCCUUGUUCUCAGUCAGAAAAUUGUUCCUGGUUCCUGCUCCUACUCAUUCUUCACUUGAUUCCAAGACUUAGUAGAAGAAAAGACGCUCAAGAUGAGUACGGUUGCAAGUGGAAAGAAGCGCCCUGCGUCGCCUCCGACGAAGGAUAUGUUCGACGUUGAAAUUCCGGAUGAUGUGCAUAAGAAGCUGAAUGGGAUAAGUAAGGAUAUCUUGCGUGUUGAGGUUGCGAACGAGUUCGCGGCAACCAAGAGGCUUGAACCUGUAUUUAAAAGCCGCCGCGAGUUUUUGAAGUCGGUCCCCAAGUUCUGGCCCGUUACGUUGAUGAACCACUCUACAUUUGUUGCACAUUGUCAGCAUGCAGACGACCAAAAAGCGCUCAUCGCUCUCGAGGAUCUCUGGGUCCAGCGUGAUGAGACUGAGCGUCGUGCCUUCAAAAUCGAAUUUCACUUUGGCGAGAACCCAUAUUUCAGCGACAAGGUGCUCGUGAAGGAGUACAAGUAUAUUCCUCCGCCCGGGGCGAAGGACGAAAAGCCAGAUGAGAAUGGCGUCACGGACUCUCAGGCCGAGUUUGACUGGGAACGGGACGUUGCUCCUCAGAAAUUUGAAAUUCAAUGGAAGAGCGACGCAGUGAAGUUGACGAAGUUGAACCCGCGCGUGAUGGAUGACGGUGAGGUUGUUGAAGCGGGCAGCUUUUUCAAUCUGUUCGAGGAGGAGAAAGAUGAAUUUGAUAUUGGUUUGACGAUCGCAAAUGAAGUGUUCCCGGACGCGAUUGAAUAUUUCACGGGCAAAAUGGACCUGUCGCUGACAGACGACGACGACAGCGAGGAGGAUGAGGAGGACGACGAUGACGACGCAGACGAGAUUGACCUGGAGAAACCUGAGCCGAAAAAGCAGAGAAAGCACUGAAGACGAAAAAUUCUUACUUAGUUCACCGCACGGUUGCCAUUCGCCGCAAGCAUGCGCCGACGACGCACUUCUGAUGCGAUGAUAUUGUUUAUUGCAGUUAAUUUUAGCCAGUUAUAUUUGUGUCCCCC